Molecule: messenger RNA, 1238 nt
Organism: Pistacia vera
Lineage: Eukaryota; Viridiplantae; Streptophyta; Magnoliopsida; Sapindales; Anacardiaceae
Product: alpha carbonic anhydrase 7-like
Exons: 7
Coding region: 195-1049 (284 amino acids)
Molecular function (GO): zinc ion binding; carbonate dehydratase activity
Source: RefSeq, a predicted model, not a curated record
AUACGAGGGUUGUUGAAUCCUAGAAACUUGCCGGAAAUUCAUUGUUAUUGUUUCUAUUAAUACCCAAUUAUCUCACAAGAAACCCACUUGUUAGUAUAUAUAUGUGUAAGAUCGUAUCACCAUAUCCAAUCAAGAAUCAUUGUUAAUUUCUCACACCUACGCUAUAUAUCUUUAAUUUCUUCUGCAAGUUCGGCAUGUUCGGCUUCAAGAACACGAUGAACCAAAGCAAACCCAUCUUCAUCUCUUGUUUUGUGAUCUUUGUGCUUCUUUUCUCGUUAAUAUCAGUCUCAGCUCAAGAAGUUGAGGAUGAGAGAGAGUUCGACUACGCAGGAGGUGGUGAGAAGGGACCAGGACACUGGGGAGAUCUCAAGGAAGAAUGGUCUACAUGUAAAAAAGGAAGUAUGCAAUCUCCCAUUGAUAUGAGUAGUGAAAGAGUGAAAGUGAUCCUCAAAUCAGGAGAUUUAAAGAGAAGCUACAAACCUUGUAAAGCUACUCUCAAGAAUCGAGGCCAUGAUAUUUCCCUGAAAUGGUUAGAUCACAGUGCCGGAACCGUGGAGAUGAACGGCACUGGUUACUUGCUGGAUCAAGCCCACUGGCACUCACCUUCCGAGCAUACCAUCAAUGGCCGGAGGUAUGACUUGGAGUUACACAUGGUUCAUACAAGCAUUGACCCCAACGUCACAAACAAGAUUACUGUCAUUGGACUCCUUUACAAGAUUGGUCCCCCAGAUCCUUUCCUCUCUAAGCUGAUCAACAAUAUAACGUCUAUGGCCGAUCAAUUGCAAGAGAGAGACAUGGGGAUGAUUCAUCCAUACGAAAUCAAGAUGGGUGGCAGAAAAUAUUAUAGAUACAUAGGUUCACUAACUGUUCCUCCUUGCACUGAGGGUGUAAAUUGGAUAAUCAACAAAUUGAUAAGAACUGUGUCAGAAGACCAAAUCAAGGCACUUCGAAUUGCAGUCCACGAUUAUGCGGAGAUGAAUGCAAGGCCAUUGCAGCCGAUCAAUCGUCGAGGAAUAGAAUUGUAUGGACCAAACCCUAUGGCUAACUAGCUAGGAACUAGGAAGAGAUUGCAGAGUUUUUCUUCUUUCCAACCACAUUUUGCUUCUAUGACUCUUCUUAUCUUAUAGAAAUAGAAUGGAACAAUGAGAAACAAGUACAUGGCAUUUUUUUUUUCUUCUUUUUUAAUUCCUUUGUUUCAACCACACACGCCAAACAUGAAAGAAUCUGGCUUAAUUAUA